Molecule: messenger RNA, 7001 nt
Organism: Balaenoptera acutorostrata (minke whale)
Lineage: Eukaryota; Metazoa; Chordata; Mammalia; Artiodactyla; Balaenopteridae
Gene: NIF3L1
Product: NGG1 interacting factor 3 like 1
Exons: 7
Coding region: 180-1313 (377 amino acids)
Cellular component (GO): cytoplasm; mitochondrion
Source: RefSeq, a predicted model, not a curated record
GACGCGCAGGCUCAGUAGUUGUGGCUCACGGGCCUAGUUGCUCCGCGGCAUGUGGGAUCUUCUCAGACCAGGGCUCGAACCCGUGUCCCCUGCAUUGGCAGGCAGACUCUCAACCACUGCGCCACCAGGGAAGCCCGAUAAAGCACUUUUUAAUAUACUCAGUUUUACCUGACUUAUGCAUGUUGUCAUCUCGUGUACGCCUGGUCCCCACGGCAGUCCGUCUAGUCCAUUCCCUGAUCCGCGGUUCUUCCCGUUCCUUCAUGGAUCUACAGGCUCUCCUUUCCUCCUUGAAUGACUUUGCAUCCCUCUCAUUUGCUGAGAGUUGGGACAAUGUUGGAUUGCUGGUGGAACCAAGCCCACCGCACACUGUAAACACGCUCUUCCUAACCAAUGAUUUGACAGAAGAAGUGAUGGAGGAGGCGCUGCAGAAGAAGGCGGAUCUCAUUCUCUCCUACCAUCCGCCCAUUUUCCGCCCUAUGAAGCGCAUCACCUGGAAAACCUGGAAAGAGCGCCUGGUGAUCCGGGCGCUGGAGAACAGAGUCGGGAUCUACUCUCCUCACACAGCCUAUGAUGCUGCUCCCCAGGGAGUCAACAACUGGCUGGCUAAAGGGCUUGGAGUUUGCACCUCCAGGCCCAUCCAUGCUUCCAGAGCUCCUGACUACCCCACGGAGGGAACACACAGAGUAGAAUUCAAUGUCACCCACACCCAAGACCUGGACAAAGUCAUUUCUGCAGUGAAAGGAAUUGCAGGUGUAUCUGUCACUUCUUUUUCUGCUAGGACUGAUGAUGAAGAGCAAACACGGCUCAGUCUGAAUUGUACUCAGCAAGCUUUGAUGGAGGUGGUGGCUUUUCUUUCCCAGAACAGACAAUAUUAUCAGAAGACUGAAAUUCUGUCACUGGAGAAGCCUCUGCUUCUACAUACUGGGAUGGGACGGUUAUGCACACUGGAUGAGUCUGUCUCCUUGGCAACCAUGAUCGAGCAAAUCAAAAGGCACCUAAAACUGUCUCAUGUUCGCCUUGCUCUUGGAGUAGGGAAGACCUUAGAGUCCCCAGUCAAAGUCGUGGCCGUGUGCGCUGGUUCUGGGAGCAGCGUCCUUCAGGGAACAGAGGCCGACCUCUACCUCACAGGUGAGAUGUCCCAUCAUGAUGUUCUGGAUGCCGCUUCCCAAGGAAUAAAUGUGAUCCUCUGUGAACAUAGCAACACUGAACGAGGCUUUCUUUCUGAUCUUCGAGAUAUGCUGGGUGCUUACUUGGAGAAUAAGAUUAAUAUUAUCGUGUCAGAAAUAGACAGGGACCCUCUUCAUGUGGUAUAAUGCAUGCAGGAACAACCAGAUGACACAGUCUACAAAUCGAAUGGCUCCCAACUCAAAUGCAUAACAUGACUCAGUGGGGUAUCCUUCUGAAAGAACGUCUUAGAAGGUACAUUAUCAUUUCUGGUUUCUUGAUCUGCUUCACCAGAUGUUCUGUAGCUCAGAAGGUAAAAACAAUAAUGUAAUUACCGUUAAAGAACAAUUAUUAUAAAGAACAAAUUAAAGAAUAUAUUGUAUAUGUAUUCAUUAUAACCUCUAGGAAAGAUGGAGUAAACCUGUUUACUUAACAUUCUUGGGCAAUAUCAAUAGCUCAAGUAAUCAUCUCCUUAGCUUAAUUAUAGAUGGGAUGUGUCAUUCUAUAUCUCUCUGUCCUUAGUUAUUUUAAAAAUAUACUUUUCAAAAAAUAUAUAUAUAUACAUAUAAACUUUAAAAACUUGGGAUUAGAACACCUAUAUAUAGGUAGUAGCCUCUGGAGGGUGAUAAGGUCUGUCUAUAUGUUUCUGUUCCUAGAUCACUAAUCUCCCACCUAAUUUCAGAAUCAGGAUGAGAUUUAUCAGGAUGAGUUUUUUUUGGUUUUUUUUUUGGCCAUGCUGUGCCGCAUGCAGGAUCUUAGUUCCCUGACCAGGGAUCAAACCAGUGCCCCCUGCAGUGGAAGCACAGAGUCUUAACCACUGGACCGCCAGGGAAGUCCCUCAGGAUGAGUUUUGCUUUUUGUUUUAAAUAUACAUGAUCAUUAUUCAUGUAAUUAUUGCUUUAUUGCUUUUUAGGUAGCUCACCUGUAAUUUUAUUAGUAAUGUAUUCAAUAUAAAGAUGGUUAACUUUCAAAAUAAUGUUAGUGAUUGCUUAUACAGUAUUAAUUUUGUGCCAGGCACUCUUCUAGGUGCUUUAUAAACACUUUCAAUCCUUUAUAAACAAGCAUAUAAGUAUUGUUACUCCCAUUUUACAGAUGAGGAAACUGAAACAGAGGUUAAGUAGUUUGCCCAAGGCCACGUAGCUAGGAAGUGAUGGAGUUAGGACACAAACUCAGGCAGUCUGGCUCCGGAGCCUGUGUGCUUAACUACAGUGUAUCUUAAUCAAAUACAUUGAUGACAGAACUGAUAUAAGAGGUAUGGAAGAAAUCCUGAAGGGAAAAAAAAAACCCCAUUUUAACUGUGAUUUUCUCUGGGGGGUAUGAUGACAGGUUUGUUUUUUUUGUUUUUUUUUUUAAUAAUUUUAAUUUUUUUUUUUUUUUUGGCUGUGUUGGGUCUUCAUUGCUGUGCGUGGGCUUUCUCUAGUUGCAGUGAGUGGGGGCUACUCUUCAUAGCGGUGUGCAGUCUUCUCAUUUUGGUGGCUUCUUUAGUUGUGGAGCAUGGGCUCUAGGCAGGCAGGCUUCAGUAGUUGUGGCUCAUGGGCUUAGUUGCUCCGCGGCAUGUGGGAUCUUCCCGGACCAGGGAUCAAACCCAUGUCCCCUUCAUUGGCAGGCGGAUUCUUAACCACUGCGCCAUCAGGGAAGUCCCCAAGUUUUUUCUUUUUAAUGCUUUUAUAUGUAUUUCCAAUUUCUCCACUGAGCAUGUUACUAUGGUAAUGGCAAAAGCAAAUCUUUUUUUUUGAAAUGCAUCCUCUUUAUUUAUUUAUUUAUUUAUUUAUUUAUUUAUUUUUGGCUGUGUUGGGUCUUCAUUUCUGUGCGAGGGCUUUCUCUAGUUGCAGCAAGCGGGGGCCACUCUUCAUCGCGGUGCGCAGGCCUCUCACUAUCGUGGCCUCUCUUGUUGCGGAGCACAGGCUCCAGACGCGCAGGCUCAGUAGUUGUGCCUCACGGGCCUAGUUGCUCCGCGGCAUGUGGGAUCUUCCCAGACCAGGGCUCGAGCCCGUGUCCCCUGCAUUGGCAGGCAGAUUCUCUACCACUGCGCCACCAGGGAAGCCCAACGAAUCUUUUAAAAUACUAUCUGUCUAAGAUGAGAAAGCAUAGAAUUUUAUAUUUCCUUUGUAGGAUCCUUUUCCUACCAAUCUUUUUUCUCCUGGAGGCUUUGGGAUCCUAACUUAUAAAUUAUUCUUGGCGGUUCAUCUGUAAUACUGAUUCACUACAGAAAUAACCAAUAGGAGUGAGCCUGAUGAAAUGCCCCCCAGUUAAGAGUUGGAGGAGCCACCAAGAAAGGUGGGAGAACAGCUAAGUGUCAGAAGCCAAGAAGUAGAAAGCUUCAAUGAGAUGGUCAGCUUUGUCAAAGUAGAAAGAAUGAGAUAGCAGCUUUGAGAGACUGUCUUAAUGGUAUUUGCUUCAUUCAUUCAUUCAUUGUUUGCUUUCUGUGUGCUGGGCCCAUAGAGAUGUGGGGAGGAUAGGACAGAAAUUUGGAUGACGGUUACAAUAAACUCUUAAAUAACUAUGAUAAAGAUAUGCAUAGGGUUUAUAGGGAAGGUCUUCUGGGGAAAGGGGGUAGAAUUCAAUCAAGAGGGACAGCUUGAACAAGUGCACUAAGUAGAGAAACAGCACAGCACAUUGAAAAACCCAAGUAAUUAAUUCAUUAUUGUCACGGUGGAAAGCACAACGCAGGGAAGGUAUGGUCAGUGGUGAUGAUGAAGAAAUAAACUGAGGCCAGUAGCUCUCAAACCCUCCUUUUUUCUUUAUAGCACACUCAAGGUGUGAUGUGAUUUCAUCUGUAACAGUGACUGACGACAGCAGUAAGGAUCUCAAUGGAGUUGAAGUAAUUUUACGUUAAAUCCAGUUUCUUUACUGGCAUGCUAGCAUUUCUAAAUAAUUAAAAAUACCCCCAAACACAUCCUAUGCAGGAUUUAUUUUUAUUUUUUAUUUUUUUCUUCCUGUGCAGUUUUUUUUUUUUUUUUCCUGUGCAGUUUUUAAAAAAUAAAGUACCACUCGAGAUUAUUUACUUACAGCUGUCAAAUUUUCUGAACUGUUAACUUUAACAUGUUGAUCGCUUCGUUGUAUAUAUCAUUGCUUUUCAAACUUUAAUGUGUACCAGAACAUCUGGAGAUUUAGUUAACAUGCAGAUUGAUUCAGAUGCUCGAGUAAGGGCCCAAGCAUUUCUUAAGUUCCCAGCAGAUGCUGAUGCUGCCAUUUUGAGGACACUUUGGGGAGCAAAAGUAAAGAUGCUAAAGCAUUUAGGUGACCUAAAUACUUAAAAGACUUGAGGCCCAAGUGAUAUAUGCCAAAAUAAUGAAAAUUUGGUAAUGAGCUUUGUUAUACUCAUGCUUAAAAUUAUAUUUUCCAUAGCAUUAGUUAUUUCAAAUUUACUUUAUUCAACACAUUAAGGAUACUGUAAUUUUUAAUGCUGUUAAAACCUCAACUAGGUAUUUCACAUUUUCAUAUUCUCUCAACUGCCUAGCACAGAGCCUUCUACUUAGUAAGUUCUCAACAAACAUGAAUUAACAUGGCUUAACAGCAAUUUGAAAAAUUAAAGAGACUCUCCCAAGGGAGAGAAAUCAAAUAAUUACAAAAAGCCUGAGAAAGUCAUUUACAUGACAGUUUAUUUAUCCCUUGGCUUUUAGGAGACACAAUCUGUGAUGAGGCAGACUCUCAUGACUCACUGUUAUAUCUGAGAGCUACUCAGGACUAAGCUGGAAGAGUCACCUCACCUCCUAGAAUGUAGGAAAAUACAUUGUGAACUUGCUACUGGCUCCAGGUUUGAAUUGGUUGGGGGGAAGAAUACAGUUGACCCUCAAACAACGUGGGGGUUUAGGAGUGCUGACCUUCUGCACAGUAAAAAAUCCAAGUAUAACUUAUAGUUGGCUCUCCCUGUGUAGGCUCAGUUUCUCUUUAUAUAUCCGUGGGUUCAACCAACCGUGGAUUGUGUAGUACUGUAGUAUUUACUAUUGGAAAAAAUCCGCAUUUAAGUGGACCCACACAAUUUAGACCUGUGUUGUUCAAGGGUCAACUGUAGAUUUCUAAAGUUUUGUUAGUAAUUUUUUUUUAAGUAAAACCUAUGCACCAUCCCUCAAACUUACUGAUCUUUUGUAUGAAUGACAUGUUCAUAUAUUAAAAUGACAAACAUGAUGCUAAGAAAGUUGGGUUUCUGGAGUAUCACAAGAACCGUUUUAGAACUCCCUGCCUAAGGAAUUCAGUAUUACGCCAAGUUUGUAGAGUGUUAACUGUCUGUCCUGCAUCCCCUGUGCCUUUUUUGGCCUACUUUAGCCAUUUUGUUAAGAGAGGCCAGAAAAAUCUUUCAAGGUUUCAGGUCUGUUCAAUCUUGCGAGAAGCGAGUAACAGCAGAAGUUUGGAGCCUUAGCAAUCAAACUGAUAGAGCUUAAGCAACACUGAUGUUGAAACAAGGUAAUGAAGAAUGUAUAAUUCUGCCAAGAUCACCAUCAGAAUUGUAAGAUGCACUCAUAAAACUUGUGAAGCACUUCAAGAUAUCUUUAGUAAAAAUACCCAGUACUAUAAAUGAAAAAAAAAUGGUUAUAUCCAAAUUGGUUUCUUUAUUAAUAGUAAAGACUAUUCACACAUACUGCUUGCAAACAGUAUAGACACAAAAAUUAUAAAAAUAAACCAGUAGAUAUUUAAGGGCAAAUGCAAAGUUUGCACAUUAGUUCAUUAAAGAUUUCGUAUACUUUUUUAUACUGUAAGUUAUUAUAAACUAAAUAUAUUAAGCAAAAAACAAAAACAAGGUGCAAACCAGCAAGUAUCAUAUGCCACCAUUUGUGUUUUUAAAAUGAGAAAUACAGACAAAUAUCCUUAGAUGUGCAUAGAAUACCUUGGGAAGAAUGCUUAAACUGCUGUCAGUGGCUGCCUAAGGGACUGGAUCAGGGGAUGGUAAGGAAAAUCGCUUUUCAUUGAAUAUCCUUUGGUACAAUUUAAAAAUUUUAGAAUCCUAUUCAUGUAUAAAUUUAAAUAUUUUGAUUAGUAAUUACGCUUAAGACUAAACCCCUUAAUACAUGGAUUUAAAAUAAAAUUCAUUAUAUGACACAAAGAAAUGAUUUUAAAAAAUUCUGAUCAUUUUGGGAAAUACUUUCAUAAAAGGGUUUUACAAGAUGAGAAAUGAGUGAGAAAUGAUGAUGCAGUAUAUUACAGUGAUAUUUUAAUGAAGAAUUUCAUUUCCAAGUAUGAAAUAGUUCAGGGAGUAUGUGAAGACUAUCAGCUGACUACAGUGGCCAAGAUUAGCCUUCUUUUCUUCCCUAAGAGAAAAAAAGGCUUGAGUAUUUAGGAGGUUUGAAAUUGUCAUUUUAAGAAAAAAAAACUGAAAUGUCUUACAGUGAAUUUUAGGCCUGCUUGAUAGAGAAAUCAAGUUCAUUUAAAGCCAGCCAUUAAUAUGCUGCUCAUCUGCAUGUUAUUCAAGAAAAGAAAAACAUGUUGAUAUACAAGAAUAGUUAAAUUUUUAUUUUCUGUUGCCUUGAAAAAAUAACUAAAAUGAAAUUCAGGUUUGUGUUUCUCUAGCCUGGCUUCUAACUUGUAUCAUGAAGGUGACGGCACAGACAUUAACUGUCCUGAGCAGCGCGAUCUGUUACUGUUCGUGUGCUUUCUGGGAUGGGCAUGCACCCUAUAUACGCUUCAUGUUUUUCCUACCCUCCCAACUGAACAGCAUCGUGCUCCUUCUUCCUCUAUCAGCAUGUAGCCUAAAUCCAAAAGGAGAAAGCUGAAUCACCCACUUUCCCCCAACCUUACACCUUUUGUUAAGCCAUUUCAGAAACAGUAAGAGAUGAUCUGCCUUCUCUGUUAUACUCUUCAAUUCUGACACAUGGAAUAGCAAAUAAAGCCGAUUUACGUGA